Messenger RNA from Phytomonas sp. Hart1, 2325 nucleotides. Lineage: Eukaryota; Euglenozoa; Kinetoplastea; Trypanosomatida; Trypanosomatidae. The record is from the annotation of a GenBank genome assembly.
AUGCCCCCCUAUAAGGCAAACAAGGAUACAGUGCGUGUCUGGGGUAAACGUCCGCGAGAUGAUGGAAAACAACACAAUGAGAAUGGCGGCAAUGCUUUUGUGCGCUUUAGUGAACUAUCCCCGAAGGAAAAGUUACAACAGCGGAAGAUGGAGCGAAUAGAAAAGAAGGAAAGGGACCGUAGAAUGUCUUACUUUAUGUCCGUUCAGCGGGUCAUCGAGGAAUGCGCGAAUAGUGGCGGCGAUGCCUCAGUAUCCAUUGGGAUUGUCGAUGGUUUUUUUGUAGAAUUGAUGAAACUUCUCAAAGCGGAUCGCAGUUUCUAUAUAUUGCGUAAUGGUAAAAUAUGUCGCGUCAUUGAAGCAGCGCUGAAAAAUUCACCUCUGUUGCACUGCAAGUCACUCCUGUUUGUCUUUCUGGGGCACAUCGUAGAACUAAUCACCUCCCCUGUCGCUAGCUACAUGUUAGAAACCUUGUUUGCCAGCGUGUCGAGAGCGCUCAGUAAUUUAGAGGAUCAAGGGGCGCUGGCAUCUGAGAUGCUAAUGGGGGGCCCUGGUAUGCACGCGGAAAGUGGUGUACCCAGCACAGCUACUUUAUUGCACUCCGUAAUCGAGGAGUUAUGCGAGUCUUCGGAGGAUAUGCUGGUCCAUGAGGUAGGAUCCCGUGCGUUGCGCUCAAUAAUACUUGUAUUGGGAGGCCUUACCAUUCGUAAUGAACCGCCGGCGGUUCAUCCGGUCUGUUUCACCGAUAACCUGGGGGUACUGGCUACCGCUCUCAUUUCAGCGUUGGAAAAGGGUUAUUGCCGUGAGUACGGUACUCCGGGGCCAGCCGAGGCGUGGAUGGCGGCAGCGCGGGACAAUACCUGCAGUUUUGUGGUUCAAAGCCUUCUGCGGGUGAGCGAAGAGGGCAGUCCAACAGACUUGGCGGUGCGCCAGCGCCUUGAGGGACUCUGGUUCAACUCCAAACCCCUCUUGCAGGUGUUCCUACUUGAUUCCAUAGGCGUUCACAUAUUUCAGGCUUAUCUGAAAGUUCCCACACCAGAGGCAGUUCUAAACGCGGGUGAUCAACUCUCCCUUUAUCAGCACGCCAGGUUAUCAUCGCCUGUAGGCAGUCUAGUUAGCGGCACUGCUACGAAGCAGCAGUGUUUACAUUCUGUCGAUGUAAAAGAUGGUGACGAACCUAGCCAAGGUGGUCCAUAUGGCAAGAAGGCAGAAGUGUGGUCCAAAAAGCAGCUCUUGGAAGAGUGCUGUUGGGGAAAGGCAAUGCGACUAAUACAGGGUGAAUUGAGCCAAUUGCUUGACACCGCUAGUGAGCGUGUCGCGCAAACUGGCUAUGUGUUGCAGGAUCUGACCCUUUACAGUCCCACCGCAGCGCAUCUCCAACUGUUAUGGGAAGAGGUUAUACAACCAUAUCUUUCACACUUAACCAAAAUUCACAGCUUAGGUGGUGUACUAACAACACUAUUGAAGAAAUGCGCCUUUAGUGGGCUAGUGGUUGCGCCAAAAGAGGGUAAGAGUGAGUCAAACAGCACCACCACUCCUUAUGAUCUAAGUACAGUUCUCCGAGAGGACGAAAGCAAGGGUGUGCGUUAUUUUAGUGUUCCGUUGAGCUUCGAACAGCUUGUGGCUAAAGAAUUGUGCAUGCUGUUCAAAAGUGAAGUGCCGAAAGGAGCAGCACAAUACCUUUUAGUUGAACGACGCCUAGGAGAACAAAGCUAUGAACUUGCACGAUACAUUUUGCACUUACGCUCUCCUGCGUCCAUCUUGCUACGCCAGGGCAUAGAUAAACUGCGCUUGGAGGAUGUCCUGAACCUCUGCAAGCAUCACAAAGGAAGUUUAGUGUUGCAACAAUACCUUCGUGCGAGCAGUAGUGCACAGUCCUUCAUCAAGCCCCAUGUUCCACGAAAUCAAGGUAAUGGUGUUAAUUCUGUAAGUGGACACAUAGAGAGCAAGCCUGAGGUUGAUAGUGCUGAAAAGGGUGAGGUGGUGCGCUUUUUUAGGCGGAUUCAAUCCCACAUAGAAGACCUGGUAGGCGAUAAAUAUGCUACAUUUGUGGUCGAAAUGCUUUAUGAGGUAGCCAGUAUAGGACUCAAGGAGUCUAUAGUCAAAGCCCUUAUCCCCAUUCACGAAGCUCUAAAACCUUCUUUUAACUCAGAAACACAAGGAAAUGAAUUAUCCAAGGAUGCAACUUCUCAAAGUUUCAUAUCACGCAAAGUGCUACACAAGUGUUGCGUAGAACAGUAUAUAUAUCGUCAGGAGGACUGGAGAAAAACGGCGCAGCUUCAAUGCCGAGUGCAGCGACUACUGCAAAGCAUUGUUUUGGACGGAUGA